Ostertagia ostertagi is the source of this 744-nucleotide messenger RNA. The record is from the annotation of a GenBank genome assembly. Lineage: Eukaryota; Metazoa; Nematoda; Chromadorea; Rhabditida; Trichostrongylidae.
GUUCGAGAACUGCACGCAUCAACAGCCAGCGAUCUGGACAAGCAGCUGACUGAGUUCACCCGAUGUGCGGCUAUGAUGAAGAAGGCGAUUCGCCAUGCCGAAUUCAAGAACAACGAACUGAGAACUAAAAUGGCGAAAGAAAAGGACGAGGUGCUUGAGGAAGUGAUAACGAAGUAUGAAGCCUUGUCAACAACUCAGAUUGAGACAGACAAGCAGUUGUCGGAAAAGACACGUCUAGUGCAGCGACUGCAAGAUGACCUGAAUCAAUUGAGAGACAGGAACGAGGAGAUGGAAAGCGCCUUCGCUAGGAUUUGCAACAUGACUGAACUGAGCUCGGUUCCGCAAAGGCUUCGAACUCGCAGUGAAAGCCCAUGUAAGAUGUUGAGCUGUACUCGUUCGUUUGCGCCUAUCUGCACACUGUUAACGAUACACUGCGCAGGAUCCGCUCAGCGUUCUCUACGAAAAUCCGCCGAAGUUCGGGAUGCAACUUCACGAGUCGAACAGGCUGAAAUGGAGGUGAACCGUCUCAAGAAACAAAUCGACCUUCACGAUAAAGAGAAGAAGUCUUUGAAGGACGUUGAGAAAAGAAAAGAAGCAGAAGCAGCUGAGCGAGAGCUGAAGAUGUCGGAAAUGAGUCACGAAGUUCGACGCCUCACAGAUCGUCUACAGGCCGCUGAAGAGGAGAAGGCUAUGAAAGAGACCAUGCUGAGCACGAAUGCAGGGUACUCUCGCAACUACUCACAG